Ambispora gerdemannii is the source of this 2448-nucleotide messenger RNA. The record is from the annotation of a GenBank genome assembly. Lineage: Eukaryota; Fungi; Glomeromycota; Glomeromycetes; Archaeosporales; Ambisporaceae.
AUGUCUCAAGAUUUCAAUGUUGUGUUGCGUGUCGACGUUAUUCAGGCUCAAGGGUUAGCUGCGAAAGAUAGGAAUGGAUUGUCUGAUCCUUAUGUCGUAGUUACAAUCGGCGAUGUAACCUAUCAAACACAAGUAAUCAAUAAAAACUUAUCGCCACGCUGGGACGCUUCAUUCGACACUAGUUUAAACUCGCAAAAUCCUCCCAGCGAUAUUCUGUUCACGUGUUGGGAUAAAGAUGUAUUUGGAAAGGAUUUUUUGGGCGAGGUCAAGGUGCCGUUGCAACAACAUUGGAAAGAUAGUGAAAUUGGAUACAAUGCUCCUGGUAAUAAGCCAAAAUGGUAUGCACUAGAAAAUACUUCCCGACCCAAAGAAACCAUUUCUGGUGAAAUCUCAAUCCGGAUUGGAUUAAUCGAUCCAGAUAAUAAAUUUAUAGAAGCCCAAGAGUUGGCUUCAAUUUGGCAAAGACUUACUAAACUUGAUAUUUCUGAGCACGAUCAUCAUCAUUCUCACGACACUACGACACCUUCAAAUGGGUCCAUAGUGCCCAAUGAAAAUUACUAUGGACAUGGUAAUAGACCAAGCUCUAUUACAAGUUCAUCAACCACAUUUUCCUCGUCAUCGGGAAAUUCGAAUACACUCGGAUUAACGUAUCUUGAAUUGGUAAGAGCAGAAGAUUUGCCACCGGAAAAAGCGGCUGUCGGUUCAAAAUUUGAUAUGGAUCCUUUUGUGAUAAUUUCAUUUUCAAAACAAACUUUCCGUACACGAACAAUUCAACACUGUCUUAACCCAUCAUGGAAUGAAAAAUUGUAUUUCCUGGUGAAACAACACGAAUCGAAUUUCUUUAUAAAAUUUUCUGUCUAUGACGAAGAUAAAGUCACUUUCAACGAUUUGAUUGCGGAUUGUCAAUUCCCAAUUCAAGCCUUAAUCGCCGAAGCGAACAACAAUCAACUACCAAGAACCAUCAGUGAAGGUAUGGUUGAGUAUGUGAUGCCACUCGAACUGAGAACCAAAACAAAGUACGAUAAUUUACCGAAACUUUGGAUUCGAGGAAAAUUUAUUCCGCUUGAACAUUUACGUCGUCAAUUUUGGAUUGCUUUAUCCAAAACGUAUGAUUCGGAUGAGAAUGGAGUUUUGAAUUUCAUUGAAAUCUCGACUAUGCUUAGUAGUUUUGGGUCAUUAACUGAUAAAUCAAUCGAAGGGUUUUUUAUGCGAUACAACAAAGAUCCAAGAACAGGCGAAUUAACAUUCGAAGAAUUGUGCGAAUGUUUGGAGCAACGAUUAUUGGAAGAAGAGUUUAAUGUUGUAUCAACUAACGGCGAAGAAUCUCUAAUUAUUCUUACAGAUUGUCCGUACUGUCAUAAACCCGAUCUCCAAAAUUGUUCAGUUUCCGAGAUUAUUACACAUCUUUCUGUUUGUGCUAGUACUAAUUGGGAUAAUGUUAAUAAGUUUAUUGUCGGUGAUUUUAUUACUGAGUCUCAAGCGCAAAGAAAAUGGGUGUCAAAGGUUAUAUCCAAAGUUGGAUAUGGAAGUUUCAGAGUCGGCGCUGUUAUACAGGAUCGUGUAACAGGACAACUCGUAGAAGAAAAAAUGCCAACUUAUAUUCGAUUAGGAAUUCGUCUUUUAUACAAGGGAAAACCAAAUAAAGUUGAAAUGAAAUCAACAAAACGUCUUUUGGAGACAUUAUCUAUAAAACAAGGAAAGAAAUACGACGCGCCCUCAUCCGUUAAUGACAUCGCGUCCUUUAUCGAAUUUCAUCAGUUGAAUAUCCACGAGAUUCUCGAUCCACUAGAUUCCUUCAAGAGUUUCAAUGAAUUCUUUUAUCGCAAAUUGAAACCAAGUGCACGAGAACUGGAUUCACCUAAUGAUUCAUCUGUCCUUGUUAGUCCGGCCGAUUGUCGAAUGAUGGCAUUCUCAACAAUUGACGAGGCGACAACUGUAUGGAUAAAAGGGCAAAAUUUUUCGCUUGAAGGACUCUUAAGAAAUCAAGACGCAGCUGCACAAUUUCAUGGUGGCAGUUUGGGUAUUUUUCGAUUGGCUCCACAAGAUUAUCAUAGAUUUCAUUUCCCCGUGGACGGUUUACUCAGUGAACCACUUCCCAUCAAAGGAGCGUACUACACCGUGAAUCCGAUGGCUAUUCGUUCCGAACUCGAUGUAUAUGGCGAAAACAAACGUGUAGUGUCAUACAUCGAAUCUCCGCACUUUGGAAGAGUUGCAUAUGUUUCUAUUGGUGCAAUGAUGGUUGGAUCGAUUGAAUUUACAAGUACACCGCACAGUCAUGUUAAGCGACUUGAAGAACAUGGAUACUUUGCAUUCGGUGGGAGUACAGUAAUUCUUUUAUUCCAGAAAGGCAAGAUGGAAUGGGAUCAAGACAUAGUGAUAAAUUCCCAACAAGCUCUAGAAACUUUGGUUCGUGUUGGCAUGCGUGUUGGGCGAGCCACUAGCUAUUAA